AUGCAGCAAGGUGGUGGACAGAUGAUGCGGGCCGUUAUGAUUCAACAGGGUUCACCGUACGAUCAGGCCAACUACAUAGUGCCAGCAGGUGCUGGCACCACGAUGCAACGUACAUCCGAUCCAUACGGGAUACCGCAAGCGCAAACCGGUGUAUGUUUUUUUUUCUUGCCCCCUGCUGUGUUUUUACCAGGAUUUUUCAGUAGGAAAAUUUUUUUUCAUAUUAAAACUGAAUAA
Molecule: messenger RNA, 234 nt
Organism: Gongylonema pulchrum
Lineage: Eukaryota; Metazoa; Nematoda; Chromadorea; Rhabditida; Gongylonematidae
Source: the annotation of a GenBank genome assembly